Messenger RNA from Rotaria sp. Silwood2, 2043 nucleotides. Lineage: Eukaryota; Metazoa; Rotifera; Eurotatoria; Philodinida; Philodinidae. The record is from the annotation of a GenBank genome assembly.
AUGAUCGAUGAUAUCAAUAAAAAAUUUAUUGAACAAUUAAAUAAAUAUAUUGAAUUAAUUCUUGAACACAUUAAAUCGCUUGAACAUACUUCAAAUUUAAUGAAAAAUCUGCAAAAUACAUUUCGUAUUGAUCUUAAUCAACGUUAUAAAAUACGUAAUAAUUAUUAUCAUAAAAAAUUUCCAUUAUUACUUCAUGAUUUAUCAGUUAUCAAAACAAAUAAAAUAUGUUUUCAAUUAGUUGAACAACAACAUAAUCAAUCAAUAAAAUUCUAUAAAAAUGUAUUUAAUAUUCAAUCAUCAAUUAAUAUUGAACAAUAUGAUAAACAAUUUCAGCAAUCGAUUGAAACUUUUAAUAAUCUUAAAACUAAUAUUAAUCAAUGUGAAACUAACAUUGAACAAUUAAAACAAGAAUUAAUUAAACAAAAUCAACAAAUUAAUAUUUAUGUUAAUAAUCUUUUUAAUAUUCAAUAUGAACAAUAUCAAAUUGAAAUAAAUAUAAAACAAUUAAAACAAAAAAUUUUAUUUGAAAAAAAUUUAUAUUAUGAAAUCAAACAAAUUUAUUCAGAAGAAAAAAAUUCUUUCUUUGAUUCAAAAAUAACAUUUGAAAUUCAUUCUAAAAAACUCUUUCAUGAAAAACAACAAGAAUAUAUUGAUCAACUCAAACAAAAACAACAAAUCCUUAAAAAUGAAGAAAUAACAUUAAAAAAUAAUCUUAAAAAUAGUAAAGAUUUUAAUCAAAACCAACUACAUCAAUUUCAUACAGAAUAUAUAAAUCUUAUGAACGACAUUACUCAAAUGAAACUCAAUAUUCAACAAAAAAAAACUGAUUUAUUACCAUUGCAAAAUGAAUUAUCUUUUUAUCGUAAAAUAAUCAAUAAGAAUAGAUCUAAUUUUACUCAAUCAAAAAAUCAACCUUUACGCGUACUACCAACAACAACAACAAUGAAUACAGAAGAAAUCAAACAUGAAUCAACUCCAUUAAUAAAUAAACUCAAUAAAACUAUAUUACAUUCUGAACAACAGCAACUACCUAUUGAAUCUACUAUCGAAUCUGAAUCGACUAAGUUCAAAUCUGAAAAAAUAAUGCCUGCGACGGCAAAAUUACAUCGUUCAGAAUCGUUGGGACCAAAUUUACAAUCUCGUCUGGAAGCACUUGAAGUUGCUAUGGGUGUACGACUUAAUGUAGCUAAACGACAAGGACGUCAUUCAUUAUCAAAUACUACAAGUUCUUCACCAAUGCAACUUUCACCAACAUCAUCAUCAACAACAACAACAACAGUAGCAACAAUCAAUACAAGUAUAUCUAAUUCACUUUCAACAUCAACUCGCCAUAAUAUACCCAUACGCACUGGUCAAGGUGUACAACGAUCUGCAUCAUCAUGUGAUGCUGAAAAUCGUCCCGGUCCUAUAAAACGUCUUAAACCUUCGCUACCUAAUGAAAAUAGUUCAUCAUCCUCAUCAUCAACUGUUGCUGCUAUUGCAACUAUAAAAAAAUAUCCACCAUCAGUUCGUCGACCAUUACCAACAUCAAAUGUAACACCAACACGUCCAACACAAUCAAAACAAUCAACUCCAAUUAAACAACGUUCAUCACCAAUGGAUACAUCAUCACCACGUUUAUCACGUUCGUCAACAGCUAGUAAUAAUAGUUCAUCAAAUAGUUCAAAUUAUCGAACACCAAUUGGUAGUAUAUCACCAAAAACUUCUCAUACUCCAUCACCAAAAUCACAAAUAAUUAAUUCAUUACCAAAUUUAACAACAACUAUUUCACAUAAAAAAUCUUUAUUAAUAUUUGGUGAACGAUUUUCUGAUGAUAUAAUUAAAAUAAAUUUAUUAUGGAUUGAUUUAAAAGAACUCGAUAAUGAAAGUCGUUCGGAAGUAAAUUUACAAUUUGGUUCAAUAGAAAAUUUUCUUCGUGAACAAAGUUUAUUUUUUAAAAAACAACAACAGCGAUUAAAACUAGCAUCAAAAAAUAAGACGAAUGUUAAUCGAUCACGUUUUCACUUAUCAAUUACGAAGAAGGAUCGACUAGAACUUCUCUAA